AUGGCAGCCUGUGGCAGCUUAGAACACAUUUUUGAGAAGCCAUUGCAGCCUGAAAAUCCAACCCUUCUUGAACCCAUCUCCCCAUGGAACCACAUCAAAUCGAUCGAUUCGUCGUCCUCGUCGCCGUUUUCCGAAUUAUUCGAAAAAUUGCAUUUUAAAGGUACCAAUGCUGAUGGUGAUGCACCUCCUCCUCCAUCAUCAUUGUCAUUGUCAUUGACAUUGUCGUUGUCAUCUUCGAAAAACUCAUCAUCGUCGUCGUCCUCAUCAAUGUCCUCUCCCUUCCCUCAAUCCCGAGACAACCUCAACGACGACGACGACGAGGGGCAGAUCGCGGCAGGACAACAUGGGAGGCUACAAAGUUUCCCCUCCAUGAAUUCUGACAGGCUCUCUCUAUGCACCGAAGGGCUCGGAUUCGAGAGCUUCGACGCUGUCGAGGAUUUAAUCUACAACGGCGACAACGACAACAACAAUGUAUGUAAUGAUAAGAGCAAGGAUAGACAAGAUGAAGAGGAGACAAGAAAUUAUGGUGUAAGAAAUCCUCUUAGAAGAUCAAGAACACAUCAAGAAACAUCAUUCCCACCUCCCAUUUCUUGCAUUGGCAGCCAUGGCAAGCCUUGGGUGUGCUUCAAGCCGUAUCGUCGCGAAGGUCGAUUUAUCCUUAAAGAAGUUAGGAUUCUUACACAAGAAUUCUUACACGCCUGCCGCGACAACGGUCGCCUGAGGCUUCGGUUUGUCUCUAGCAAUGAAUUCGAUGAUGGCGUGGAAGAAGAAGACGGCGACGAUGAUGAAGACGACGACGAGGAGAAAAUUAUCGAGGCAGAGAACGAAGGAAAUGAGAAUAAGCACAUAGAGACAGGAGGAUUUCUUCAAGUAUGA
Molecule: messenger RNA, 876 nt
Organism: Andrographis paniculata
Lineage: Eukaryota; Viridiplantae; Streptophyta; Magnoliopsida; Lamiales; Acanthaceae
Exons: 1
Coding region: 1-876 (291 amino acids)
Source: RefSeq, a predicted model, not a curated record